Molecule: messenger RNA, 642 nt
Organism: Staurois parvus
Lineage: Eukaryota; Metazoa; Chordata; Amphibia; Anura; Ranidae
Source: the annotation of a GenBank genome assembly
AAAGUGUCCGGACUGGAAGGGGGUGAAAGUGUCCGGACUGGAAGGGGUGUGAAAGUGUCCGGACAGGAAGGGGGGAAAGUGUCCGGACAGGAAGGGGGGAAAGUGUCCGGACUGGAAGGGGGUGAAAGUGUCCGGACAGGAAUGGGGGGAAAGUGUCCGGACAGGAAGGGGGGGAAAGUGUCUGGACUGGAAGGGGGUGAAAGUGUCCGGACUGGAAGGAGGGGAAAGUGUCCGGGCUGGAAGGGGGUGAAAGUGUCUGGACUGGAAGGGGGGGAAGUGUCCGGACUGGAAGGGGGGAAGUGUCCGGACUGGAAGGGGGGGGGAAAGCGUCCGGACUGGAAGGGGGGGAAAGCGUCCGGACUGGAAGGAGGGGGAAAGCGUCCGGACUGGAAGGGGGGGGGAAGCGUCCGGACUGGAAGGGGGGGGAAAGCGUCCGGACUGGAAGGGGGAAAGUGUCCGGACUGGAAGGGGGGAAAGCGUCCGGACUGGAAGGGGGGGGAAAGCGUCCGGACUGGAAGGGGGGUGACAGUGCCCGGCAGGAAGGGGGGGGUGACAGUGCCCGGCAGGAAGGGGGGGGGACAGUGCCCGGCAGGAAGGGGGGGGGUGACAGUGCCCGGCAGGAAGGGGGGGGUGACAGUGCCC